AUGAUGCUGUCUUCAGUCUUCGUCCUCCUCCUGCAGGUCUGCAGCCUCCGGUUGAUGGUGGGUGCCGUGCCGACCUGCCAGCUGCAGGGAGAACUGGUCCUGUCAACUCACCACCUGCUCAGUGACCUGGGGGGGACAUUUCCUGUCCACUGCCUGCAAUACAAACACAACAUUUCCUUCCCGGGCUCCGCCUUCCCUGCUGCCACAGCCAGUCACCCUCAGUGCCGCCAAGCAUUGUGGGUGGUGUAUGAGUCAUUGCGGGAGGCGGGGCUAAUGUUCGAAGAUCACGGCUUGCCUGUUGGAGAGGGCGGACUUACCUGGGACGAAAAGAAACUCGAGGACUUCCGAAAUGUGCAGGACCGACUGCUGGAAGAGGGAAGCUGUUUGUCCAGAGUUGAUGCUUCAGGUGUUUUAUCUCCUUACUUCAGGAAUGUGACAGCCGUCCUUCAGCAGCAGGACGCCGCUGAUUGUGGUUGGACGUCUCUGAGGAGAGAUCUGCUCUGGGUCCUAAAGUCCGCCCUUCAAACACACAAAGGUUGUUUAACCUGGAGAAAAGCCAACUGAUCAGGAGACGCCAGAAGAUGAGAGGACAGAGG
Messenger RNA from Chelmon rostratus (copperband butterflyfish), 596 nucleotides. It is a transcript of the gene ifnphi3, whose product is annotated as interferon phi 3. The record is from RefSeq and is a predicted model, not a curated record. Gene Ontology annotation, molecular function: cytokine receptor binding. Lineage: Eukaryota; Metazoa; Chordata; Actinopteri; Chaetodontiformes; Chaetodontidae. Gene Ontology annotation, biological process: defense response. The transcript is spliced from 5 exons. Gene Ontology annotation, cellular component: extracellular region. Bases 1 to 564 code for a protein of 187 amino acids.